CAGUCUUCCCUUCCUCAAAGUUCAUAGCCGAUCCUCAUUUCACUUCUUACCUUGAAAUUUUUCAUAAUGAGCCACAAAGUUGCUAGUACUAGUCCUCGAAAUGUUGCCGUCUUAGUUUUUCCAUUCACCUCCCAUCCCACCGCUCUUCUUCGAUUUGUACGUUCCCUUUCAACUGUUGCCCCGGAUAUGCAGUUCAGCUUCUUCAACAUUUCUAGAUCAAAUAGCUCCCUCUUCUCAGGUUCCGGCAACAAGGGCUGUGAUAAUAUAAAGCCUUACAACGUAUGGGAUGGCUUACCAGAUGGUUACAUACCUCUCUCCAGAAAUCCACAACGGGAGCACGUUGAGUUGUUUAUUGACAAUGCACCUCGGAUCUUCGAGAGGGCAAUCAAAGAGGUGGAGGCUGAAACAGGACACAAGUUUGGCUGCUUGAUUUCGGAUGCAUUAUUCUGGUUUGCUGCAGACAUAGCCGAGAAAAUGCACGUCCCUUGGGUGACCUCAUGGAUUGGUGAUAUACGCUCACUUUUUGUUCAUAUCGAGACUGAUAUAAUUAGAGAUAAAGUGGGAGCUCCUGGACAAGACAACAAAACCCUGGAAUUCCUUUCGGGAUUCUCCGAUGAGUUUCAAGCGUCUGACUUACCCAAGGAGAUUGUAUUUGGAGAUAUAGAAUCGCCAUUUGCAAGAAUGUUGCAUAAAAUGGGACAGAAGCUGCCACAAGCAGCUGCAGUUGCCGUCAACUCUUUUGAAACAAUGGACUUGAAAGUUACUGAGGAACUGAAGAAAAGACUCCAAAAGUUGAUCCUUGUUGGUCCACUACAUCUUGUCCGGCCACUACAAUCAGUAGUAUCAGAUGAUGAGGAUCAGCAGCAGGAGGAGGAUGUAUGCUUACAAUGGCUGGACGACCACGAGCCUGCGUCGGUAGCAUACAUCAGCUUUGGAAGCCUGGGGGCACUACCCCCCAUGGAGGUAGUAGCAUUAGCUGAAGCUUUAGAGGAAGGUGGAUUCCCCUUUCUUUGGUCAUUUAGGGGAAACCUGGAAGACUUUCCACAAGAAUUUAUCGAAAGAACAAAUAAGUUAUCGAUAGGAAAAAUAGUUUCAUGGGUGAAUCAAGAGCAAAUCCUAAAUCAUACCUCGAUAGGAGUGCACGUAACACAUAGUGGUUGGAACUCGAUUUUGGAGAGUGUAAGUUGUUGUGUUCCUAUGAUUGGGAGGCCUGGUUUUGCUGAUCAACACAUAAAUAUGCGGAGCGUAGAAGUGGUAUGGCAAAUUGGUGUGAGAAUUGAGGGAGGCGUUUUCACUAAAACAGGAGCAGUCAAGGCACUGGAACAAGUCUUAUUUCUUGAACAAGGAAAAGAGAUGAGACAGAGAAUUGGAGUCCUUAAACAGCUUGCUCAAGAGGCUGUAGGACCCAAUGGGAGGUCAGCUCAAAACUUGAGAGCUUUGGUAGAGAUCAUCAAAGCUUGAUGACCAAGUGAACUAAGUUUAAUUCUCAUUGAUCUGUAUCCCUCCUAUAUAUGUCUUGGUCUUCAGGUGGGUGAAAGAUUAACAAGAAUAUCAUGACAUAGCUGGUUCAUGACCUAAAAUCAUAAGAACGGUGAAUUAGCAGGUAUUCUUAAUUUUUGUUUUAGAUGAUUUCUUUUGUUUUGGCAUUGGUUGUGGUGCUUCCUUGUCUAUUGGCGUUUACUUGUUUUUGUGAA
Rosa chinensis is the source of this 1694-nucleotide messenger RNA. Its product is annotated as flavonol 3-O-glucosyltransferase F3GT2. Bases 67 to 1461 code for a protein of 464 amino acids. Lineage: Eukaryota; Viridiplantae; Streptophyta; Magnoliopsida; Rosales; Rosaceae. Gene Ontology annotation, molecular function: UDP-glycosyltransferase activity. The transcript is spliced from 2 exons. The record is from RefSeq and is a predicted model, not a curated record.